AUGGAUUUUAAUGGAACAUGGCAAAUGUAUGUCCAAGAGAAUCCAGAAGAGUUUCUCAAAGCGAUAUCCGCACCAGAAAUUUUCCUGAAGAUGAUCAAGGAAGUCAAGCCGGUGACAACAAUACAACAAAAUGGUGACAACUUUGUCAUUACCGUCAAGACAACUCUUCGUUCAAACACCAACUCCUUCACUAUUGGCAAAGAAGCAGAAAUAACCACCAUAGACGGAAAGAAGAUGAAGACUACUCCUAAACUGGUUGAUGGAAAACUCGUCAUCGAGACAGACUUGGGUAGUCAUGUGCGGGAGAUUCAGGGAGGAGACAUGGUGGAGACCUUAACGGCUGGGACCGCGACCCUCAUCAGACGAAGCCGAAGGGUGUGA
This is a messenger RNA of Chanos chanos (milkfish), 381 nucleotides long. RefSeq names its product fatty acid binding protein 10b, liver basic (gene fabp10b). Bases 1 to 381 code for a protein of 126 amino acids. The record is from RefSeq and is a predicted model, not a curated record. Gene Ontology annotation, molecular function: lipid binding. The transcript has 4 exons. Lineage: Eukaryota; Metazoa; Chordata; Actinopteri; Gonorynchiformes; Chanidae.